GCCCCCCGCCGAUGAGCCGCCGAGGAGCGCGGGCGGACGAUGGAACUCCACAUUCUGGAGCACCGGCUGCAAGUUGCCAGCGUCGCCAAGGAGAGUAUCCCGCUCUUCACCUACGGCCUGAUCAAACUUGCCUUCCUGUCCUCCAAGACCAGGUGCAAGUUCUUCAGUCUGACUGAGACCCCGGAGGAUUAUACCAUCAUUGUUGAUGAGGAGGGAUUCCUAGAGCUGCCCUCCUCUGAGCACCUGAGCGUGGCGGAUGCCACCUGGCUGGCCCUGAAUGUGGUGUCCGGCGGCGGCAGCUUCUCCAGCUCCCAGCCCAUUGGUGUGACCAAGAUCGCCAAGUCCGUCAUUGCCCCACUGGCUGACCAGAACAUCUCGGUGUUCAUGCUAUCCACGUACCAGACGGACUUCAUCCUGGUGCGUGAGAGAGACCUGCCCUUUGUCACCCACACCUUGUCAUCAGAGUUCACCAUCUUACGGGUUGUCAAUGGCGAGACUGUGGCAGCUGAGAACCUCGGCAUCACCAAUGGCUUCGUGAAGCCCAAGAUGGUCCAGAGGCCGGUCAUCCACCCUCUGUCCAGCCCAAGCAACAGGUUCUGUGUCACCAGCCUGGACCCUGACACGCUGCCCGCUGUUGCUACACUUCUCAUGGACGUCAUGUUCUACUCCAACGGAGUGAAGGACCCCAUGGCUGCCGGCGAUGACUGUGGCCACAUCCGCUUCUUCUCCUUCUCCCUUAUUGAAGGCUACAUCUCCUUGGUGAUGGACGUUCAGACCCAGCAGAGGUUUCCUAGUAACUUACUGUUCACAAGUGCAUCUGGAGAGCUCUGGAAGAUGGUGCGGAUUGGAGGACAGCCCCUGGGAUUUGAUGAGUGUGGCAUCGUGGCCCAGAUCUCUGAGCCCUUGGCUGCUGCAGACAUCCCCGCCUACUACAUUAGUACUUUCAAGUUCGACCACGCACUGGUACCAGAAGAGAACAUCGGUGGUGUCAUCAGUGCCCUGAAGGUCGGUCAGGCAGAGGAACACUAGAGAGUUGCCCCUGCUGCUGCCAGGCCUGGGCCCGGCCCCCACCCUGAAGCUUGUUCUUGCAGUAUUUCUCCACAGACUGGAAAAUUGGCCUGAGGACCCCCAAGGAAGAGGCCUCUGGGAGACCCCUGAUUGCCAACCCCUCCAGGCCUGGGGCCCAAGCCAAGGCCUCCCCAUGCCCUCCUGCCUUCCCAGAGCCCCCAGAUCCUUCAGACCCUCCAGAGAAGGACCCACCUCCUCCCCGCCCCCCCCCAACCACACCCCAGAAGAUGAUUUCUGAGGCCCAGGGACCAUGUGAGCUGAUCCAUCUUCUCAUCCGUCCUCGCCUACGGCCGGGGCAGAUGCCAAAGGAAGCUGGUCCCUCCUAUGAGAUACUGACAUGCUGUUCCUCCAGGGGGCUAGCAGACCGGGGCUGAGUUUGUGGAGCCCCUGAAGGCCCAUAUGAGGGUGGAGGCCAAGUGCUGUGGCCGCUGGUCUCUGGUCCCAUCAGCUCAGGGCUGGUUCCCUCAGAGUGAAGGCCAGUAAGUAGGUCAUAGUGGCUGGAGAGGCCCAAACAGGAACACAGGUGGGGCCCCGCGCUGGGAAGGACCUGAGCCACUUUGCACCUUGCCUGCCAACCACAGGGCUUGUGCCCGAUGCCCAGCACGACUGCCAAGAGGGGCCCUGUCCAAAUCUCCCCCUGAUGAGUGCUCACUCCUUGGGGGAGGAGGGGCCCUAGGAGACCCACCAGCCUGGAGCACCGGCUCCUUUCCCUUCUGCUUUCCCUGGACCCUGCCUGGACAGGCUCAGCCUCAGUUUUCCCCAGCAGGGGCAUCGCCAGUACUCUGGGCCUAGGGGCUCUUAGGGAUUUUCCCUCCUCCCCAACAAUUGACUAGACCAGCAUAGGCCUCCUCGCCAUCCUUCCCCUCCCCUGCCCCCCACUCACCUGCCUGCCCGCCCACCCCUUGGCUGGGGCUGUGGCAUUCAUGAGUACUUGACCUGGGAGGCAGCUUAACUGAGCCUUAAUAGAGAAAAUCGUACCUUG
This is a messenger RNA of Otolemur garnettii (small-eared galago), 2050 nucleotides long. It is a transcript of the gene CASTOR2, whose product is annotated as cytosolic arginine sensor for mTORC1 subunit 2. Gene Ontology annotation, biological process: negative regulation of TORC1 signaling; cellular response to L-arginine. The record is from RefSeq and is a predicted model, not a curated record. The coding region runs from base 40 to 1029 and encodes 329 amino acids. Gene Ontology annotation, cellular component: cytosol. Lineage: Eukaryota; Metazoa; Chordata; Mammalia; Primates; Galagidae. The transcript is spliced from 9 exons.